AAGUAUUUAAAAAGUUUUUACAUCAUUUUAUCAUCAUCAAAGAAAAUAAUCUGAUCCAGUUUGAGGUUUUCUUUUUAAAAUGUUGGAAAAGACGAAAAUUUUUUUGCACUCGGCCGCUUUUUGUGUAAAUAUAUUGACGUUCACAACGGGAAUAGCGAUGUCCUGGUCAUCUCCUUCGUUACCGAAGCUAUCAAGCACCGAUCCGGAUAUUAAUCCGUUAGGUGAACCGAUUACAACUUCCCAAGAAUCUUGGAUAGCUUCGUUACCUUCGAUAGCUAGCGUUUUCGGUACCAUAAUCGCUGGAUUGGUAGCGGAUAGAAUAGGAAGGAAGAAAACUUUACUUUUCUUCAGUAUAUCUUUCUUGGUGUGCUACAUAGUUAUAGCUUUCGCUAAAUCGGUAACUACGUUGUAUAUAACGAGAUUUCUAAUCGGUAUUAGCUGCGGUAGUACUUUGGCGGUUUUACCGAGUUACGUGGCCGAAAUUUCGGAGGAUUCCAAUCGAGGCGUCCUGGGCUGCAUAAUGGGUAUAAUGGGAUCUUCGGGAUAUCUGUUCGUUUACGCAAUCGGUCCUUUUGUUUCUAUCAGAACCUUCGCUUUCCUCCAAGUCGUACCUAUCCUUAUAUUUUACUUGAUAUUCGUACCUUUCAUACCCGAAAGUCCUUAUCAUUUCCUAGCGAACGAUCUGCGUAAAGAAGCCGAGGAUUGUUUGAGGAAAAUACGGAAACCUGGCGAAGUAGAAAGGGAGUUGGCGUAUUUGAUAGACGUGGUAAAGGAGAAUAAAAGUAAAAAUUGGAGGGAUAUAUAUUCGACUAAAGCUGCGAGGAAGGGAUUGAUUAUUACGUGCGGGUUGUUGGCGUUUCAACAACUAUUAGGUUUCAUGGCGGUUUUAUCUUAUAUGCAAACCAUUUUCGAAGCUACCGGUACUAGUAUACCAUCUAAUACGGCUUCCAUAAUCAUCGGGGUUGUACAGAUAAUAUCGAAUGUUCUAGCGACCAUUUUGGUAGAUAAAUUAGGCAGAAAGAAGCUUCUAUUAACCUCAAAUAUAGGUUGUACUUUAUCGUUAACUUGUAUAGGUACAUUCUUCUUUUUUAAUCAAAACGAAUACGACACGGAUACGAUUUUUUGGUUACCUUUAUUGAGUCUCGUAAUUUUUUUCGUAUCUUUCAAUUUCGGGUACGGUACUUUACCUUUAACCAUUUGCGGAGAAUUAUUUCAAAAUAAUAUAAAAUCUUUGGCCGCCAGUUUAUCGACUUUCGUUUGUUUAUCUUUGUCUUUUUUGGUUACUUUGUGUUUUCCUUAUUUGGAAAACGCACUCAAUAUGACGGGAGUUUUCGCUAUAUUCGCCGUCGCCUCCGUAUUUUCUAUCAGUUUCGUUGUUUUCGUCGUACCCGAAACGAAAGGUAAAAGUUUCAAAGAAAUAUUAGACAUAUUAGGAGAUUAGCUGCUACCAGACUUCGCUUUUUUUUGGCACGAGUUUUCCUUUCUGAUGCCAUUCCGUGAAAUCUCUUUUGGAUAUCCGAUCGUCGUUUCAUAAUUCGUUACAAUUAAUCAAAAUACACUUUAAUUGUUGCAGUAAACAUCUAAAAACAUUCUAAAGGGUCAUUCACGGGAACCGGAUGAUAAAAAAAUUGAAUAUUUACUUUUAUUGGUACUCAAUUACGGCCUCAAUUGCGUGCAGCAUGUCUACUACAUCGAUCUGGAAACCCCCACAGAAAAAAAUCACGACUACACAAAUCGGGAGACCGAGGAGUCCAAGUCCAACAACACCAGCUUUUCCUACUGCACACCUUUGGACUAUGAAGUGGUAUCUCGUGAAGCUGAUGGCAAUUUUGUUUGUUUUCGAAGCUCUCAAUGACUGAAAUGUAAAUUCUACGAACAAAGGAAACGUCAGAUACUAGUCACGUGCCACUCCCACCACGAGCGCCCGUGUACAAACCAUUUUAAAAACAUCCGGUUCCCGUGAAUCACCACUAGGGAUUUAAAUAUUUAUAUUCAUAAUUUAGCUGUUUAAUUUCUAUUUUUGUUUAUUAUACUUUAUAUGAGAAUGUAAUAAAAUUUCGAUACGAAAACUACGAGUA
Diorhabda sublineata is the source of this 2078-nucleotide messenger RNA. Its product is annotated as facilitated trehalose transporter Tret1-like. The coding region runs from base 80 to 1441 and encodes 453 amino acids. The record is from RefSeq and is a predicted model, not a curated record. Lineage: Eukaryota; Metazoa; Arthropoda; Insecta; Coleoptera; Chrysomelidae. The transcript has 3 exons. Gene Ontology annotation, molecular function: transmembrane transporter activity. Gene Ontology annotation, cellular component: membrane. Gene Ontology annotation, biological process: transmembrane transport.